Fusarium fujikuroi IMI 58289 is the source of this 504-nucleotide messenger RNA. RefSeq lists its product as uncharacterized. Lineage: Eukaryota; Fungi; Ascomycota; Sordariomycetes; Hypocreales; Nectriaceae. The transcript has a single exon. The record is from RefSeq and is a predicted model, not a curated record. Bases 1 to 504 code for a protein of 167 amino acids.
AUGCCGGGCAAGAGAGGAAAGAAGCCGCCGCGCUCGUGGUCCAUGUUCCCCGAGCUCCACGACCAGGUCGCCGAUAGACUUGAAGAACAUCAGCUUGACUACACCUUCUUCGACAAAGAUGAGGAUCUCGGCACCAUCCAUACCUUCGACACCAACAUCAUGGGGCGGUUCGUAUGCCACAACAAUAAAUGUGACUCUCCUGGCUGGCAGAGUAUGGUCGUUGCUAUCACGAUCCGCGAGUACUCCCGCAAUCGCUACAAUGUCCGUGUGUACCACCAGCGUUGCCGUGAAUGCAACUACCUAAGCAAGCCAAAGCUCAGAGAAGAUACGUAUGUCGACAGAGUCACAUACCGAAUCAAGAAGUGGAAUGGAGUUGAGGUCGAGAAACCAAAGUACUCUGACAAGCGCACGGAGCCUCACGAGGAAGAUCACUGCGAGGGAUGCAAGGCCGGACACUGCAAACGAGGAAAUCGGGACUACGAGGACAAAAUGUAUUUCGCUUGA